This is a messenger RNA of Aethina tumida (small hive beetle), 1039 nucleotides long. RefSeq names its product glycerol-3-phosphate phosphatase. The transcript has a single exon. The record is from RefSeq and is a predicted model, not a curated record. The coding region runs from base 75 to 1007 and encodes 310 amino acids. NCBI's taxonomy places the organism in Eukaryota, Metazoa, Arthropoda, Insecta, Coleoptera, Nitidulidae. Gene Ontology annotation, molecular function: phosphatase activity. Gene Ontology annotation, cellular component: cytoplasm.
GAAAAGGCAUAAUUAUAAUCAUCUGACCACAUGACCUGACAAAGAUGACAAAUUAAAACAGUGACAAUUUAAAAAUGUCAAACGCCAACUACAAAAAUUUGCUGGAUUUUACAUUGAGGGAAAUUCAUAGUAUAUUGGAAGACAUAGAAACUAUUUUAAUUGAUUGUGAUGGCACCCUUUGGCAUCAUAAUAAACCAAUUCCAGGGACAGUGGAUGUUUUCAACACUUUUAAAAAAUCCGGAAAACAGUUGUUUAUGUUGAGCAAUAAUUCGACAAAAACUCAUGUUCGCAUUGCUGAAGAUGCCAGAACAAUGAAGUAUCAAGUUGAUAAUGAUCAUGUUUUAAACACUGCUUAUCUGACAGCUAGUUUUCUGAACUCAGAACAUUUUUCCAAAAAAGUAUACAUUGUAGGUGCGAUGGGUAUAAGCGAAGAAAUGGAAAGCGCCGACAUUGAAAAUUUCGGUGCAGGUCCAGAAAAUACUGAAGUUGAUUUUAAUAGUGAUCUAAAUCACAUUGAGAUACAACCUAACGUUGGUGCGGUCGUUGUGGGACAUGACAUCCAUAUUUCAUAUGUAAAACUAAUAAAAGCUACGACUUAUUUAAAGGAUAGUAAAUGUUUGUUUAUUGGAACAAGUUGCGAUGAAAGGCUACCCAGCACUCAUGAGUCAUCAUUAAUAUUGCCAGGUCCUGGAUCCUUAUUAGAAGCUAUUGAAACUGCUUCAAACAGAGAGGCAUUUAUUAUUGGAAAACCACAUACGUAUAUUCACGAGUAUUUGGUGAAAAAUCACAAUAUCAAUCCAAGGAGAACACUUAUUGUUGGUGAUUCUGUUACUGGUGAUAUAGAAUUUGGCUACAAGUGUGGAUACACAACGCUCUUGGUUUUAACUGGCGACACUACAUUAGAUAUGCUUAAAAGUACAAAGAAGAAAUUAGUAGUGUAUCCGGAUUUUUAUGUUGACUCAUUGGGAUCCCUGGUAAAAUUUUUCAACAGACCAAGAUUGUCCUAAUCAGUUCUAAUAAACACCCUGCAGUAAUUUAA